UUUAUGACUUUUGAUCACUCAGGAAUUGCCACCAAUUAAAUGUUUUUAUUAUUUAUUUCUUCAGAGGGAAGACAUGAGACAUUACAAAUACUGAUAGCAAUGUUUAACACUUUGUGUUACUUACCAGGAGAGUAUGGUGGUUCAGGCCCACAUUACCAUACAAUACAAUUCAGACAUGCGCUUGUGAGUAGGCCGAAGAUACCCUUUUAUUUGUGUCUCCACUCCAAGUACCAAAAAUCCGCACCGUACCGUACCACUUUUGGGGUACCCUUCCGUUGGGGUACCUGACACAGUUGUUUGGUACUAAAGGGUGGAGCUAGACUCACUGCAGAACGUUGAUUGGUUGAAAGAGUGUCGUCUUUUGCGCGUGCCGCAAGGGGAAAGACAACACACGAAGCGCCGUUUUUAAACUACAACACCGUCGAAACAAUGUUGCCGCGCAGCAUUACUUUAACGUGCCACAUAUCGAGAAGCAAGCACAGGAUCGGCUGUAUGUCCUCCAUUGUUGUUUGUGAUCAGCUUUCAGUUUUCGCGCGAUCGAAUGACGUCAAUCUAUUUUCCGUCCAAUACCACGCCUAUCAAGUGACUGUUGGCGGUGGAAACGCUCGCCAAAUCAUGGUUAACAGACCCGCCCCGACCCGUACCGUACUGCUCGGUGGAAACGCAGAACCUCGCCCACUUUCUUGCAUCCUCCAGUCCUGGAGGCGGAACUCCGGACUGGAGCUGCGCCGCGGACUCCCACCCGGACACAUUGAGGCGAAGCUCAGCGGAAGUCGGAAGCCGUUCGUUCGGGCAAAAGAUGUGGCUGCUCUCCGUGCUGUUGCCGCUGCUCAGGCUCUAUCUGUGCGGGAUCAAAGUUCUGAUCUACCAGAUGUUCAACAGGUCCUUCACGCUGCCAGUCCUACCCAGGCAGAAUGGAAGGGUUGCCGUAGUGACGGGGGGCACCAGAGGAAUGGGUUAUGAGACGGCAAGACACCUGGCCAGCCUUGGCAUGCAUGUGGUCAUAGCUGGAAACGAGUGUGAAGAGGGAGCAGCAGCCGUGAGGACCAUUCAGGAGGAAGGCGUCGAGGGAAAAGUAGAGUUCGUCUUCUUGGACCUCACCUCUCUGAAGUCGGUGCGGGGGUUUGCUAAGGCCUUCGGAGACCGCGGCCUCCCACUCCACGUUCUGGUUAACAAUGCUGGCACCAUGAUGGUCCCCGAGAGACAGACGGAGGACGGCUUCGAGUUCCACUUCGCGCUCAAUUACCUCGGCCACUUUCUGCUGACCAACCUGCUUCUAGACACGCUGAAGAGGUCAGGGCGGCCGGGGCGCUGCUCCAGAAUCAUCAACAUGUCCUCAGCAACUCACUUUGCUGGCGUGGUGGACAUGGAGGACUUGAACAAAAGAAUCUGCUACAGCUCCCACGCCGCUUACUCCCAGAGCAAACUGGCCCUGGUCCUCUUCACAUACCACCUGCAGGAGCAGCUGACGGCCGGCGGUUUCCCGGUGACCGUGAACGCUGUGGACCCCGGCAUGGUGGACACGGCGCUGUACGACAACCUGUGGAGCCUGGCGCAGGCCAUGAAGAAGCCUGUGGCCAAAACACUGUUCAGGACUCCAGCAGAGGGAGCCUCCAUAUCCAUCUACGCUGCAGCCUCCUCUGAGAUGGAGGGGGUGGGGGCCUGUUACCUGUACAACAGCCACAGGAUUCAGUCCUCCAACAGCUCCUACGACUCGGAGCUCCAGGCCGAACUGUGGAAGAAGAGCUGUGAGCUGGUGGGUCAUCGGGGAUAGUUCUACAUCCUACCCGCCCACUGCCUGAGCUUCUCUGGAGUCUGCACACUCAAACAUCGAGCUGUAAAGCUACAACUUGCAUAACAAAACUCAGCCUUUAUGGAAUAAAGAAAAAACCUUGGCUUGGCAUCGUCCCAUGUGCACUAAAGAUGCGCAAAUACUCGAAUAAGAAUCCUUUUAGGAUCCAAGGAUUAGCUACUAACCCUUACCUACAGUAUGUUGAGUAAAAGUAGGCUCUGUGCUAACGGCUAAUACUGUUGCACGUUUAGUGAUAUUAGUAUCCAUGGUAUACACCAGGUUGAGCAAUUGUCCAGAGGCCAACAAAAGGCAUGCCUCUUGAAUUAAUGAAUGAAAAAAGGACUUUCCCCAAGGAGACUGAUUUUUUUGUAGGUAACCAAAACAUUCCUGGAAUUUAACUUGGCAAACUUAAAUUAACCCAGAAUAUGAAAAUUGGAGCAUAAAUGUAGCCAAGUAGUUUUGUAACAUAUAAUAAAUAUAAUAUAAUAUAAUAUAUAUAUAUAUAUAUAUAUAUAUAGGGACAGGUUAACUUAAAAGUACCUUAGUAAAAUUAAAUAAAUUGUAUUAAUGUAACUAAAAUGUAUUGAAAAUACAGAUACCUCUCUGCCGCCUGAGAGCCAGAGAAGUGAGCACAGUGAACCGACAGAAACGUGAUGCUAAGUGUUUAUAGAUGGAGAUGGCAUUGUUCUAGCCAUGUGCCCCACCCCAAUACAAACAGCAUCGUUGUGGCGACCUGCUUACCUUCAAAGCAUGCGACACCCUCCAUCCUUAGACCCUCGUUGACGUGAGGAAGGAAUCUCCGUGGAGAGCAACACAGGAGAGAACAUGUGGCUAUUGACUAUCCUCCAGCAGAAGACACCAGAUAAUAGGCUUUACUUCAUGCAAUGAUUUGUAUCAGACUGAUUCAUGUUGUCUGUGUAACAUGGCAGUGUGGUGAUCUAUGGAAAGUAAUUAUAUGAUAUGUUGAAUGAGAUAAAGCCUUUUUACAUACCAUUAUCA
This is a messenger RNA of Pungitius pungitius (ninespine stickleback), 2791 nucleotides long. RefSeq names its product dehydrogenase/reductase SDR family member on chromosome X-like. The record is from RefSeq and is a predicted model, not a curated record. Gene Ontology annotation, molecular function: oxidoreductase activity. Lineage: Eukaryota; Metazoa; Chordata; Actinopteri; Perciformes; Gasterosteidae. The transcript has 7 exons. The coding region runs from base 800 to 1774 and encodes 324 amino acids.